Messenger RNA from Gasterosteus aculeatus aculeatus (three-spined stickleback), 2209 nucleotides. RefSeq names its product derlin 2 (gene derl2). The record is from RefSeq and is a predicted model, not a curated record. NCBI's taxonomy places the organism in Eukaryota, Metazoa, Chordata, Actinopteri, Perciformes, Gasterosteidae.
GCAACACGCCCCCCCGCCCUGUGCGAUGACGUGUCAACGAAGUGCCGGAAGCCUCCAGUCUGAGCAAAAUGGCUUACCAGACACUACAACAAGAGUACCUGCAGAUCCCCGUCGUUACCCGGGCCUACACGACCGCGUGUGUCCUCACCACGGCGGCAGUGCAACUGGAGAUCAUCACACCCUUUCAGCUAUACUUCAAUCCGGAUCUGAUUCUAAGGAAUUACCAGGUAUGGAGAUUAAUAACCAACUUCCUGUUUUUCGGUCCCGUUGGCUUCAAUUUCCUGUUCAACAUGAUAUUUCUGUAUAGAUACUGUCGGAUGCUGGAGGAGGGCUCCUUCAGGGGACGCACGGCCGACUUUGUCUUCAUGUUCCUCUUUGGGGGGCUUCUGAUGACCAUAUUCGGCACCUUCGUAAGUCUGGUGUUUCUGGGCCAAGCCUUCACCAUCAUGCUGGUGUACGUGUGGAGCCGGCGAAAUCCCAACGUCCGCAUGAAUUUCUUUGGCCUGCUGAAUUUCCAGGCGCCCUUCCUGCCCUGGGUGCUGAUGGGGUUCUCACUUCUGCUGGGGAACUCCAUCAUUGUUGAUCUUUUAGGCAUCGCUGUGGGCCAUGUGUACUUCUUUCUGGAGGAUGUUUUCCCCAACCAGCCGGGGGGUGGAAGAUGGCUCAAGACCCCAUCUAUCAUAAAGAUGCUGUUCGACACACCAGAGGAAGACGCCAACUACAACCCUUUGCCCGAGGAGCGCCCGGGAGGGUUUGCCUGGGGGGAGGGACAGCGCCUCGGAGGUUAAAUAUGCCCACAGACGGUGGAAGGACAUUCCCUCAGAGAGACGAAGGGGACAAACGUGGUCUUUGAUUUUGACUGGUUUGUUUAGUUCUGGAUGAAGAAUGCCAAAUAUAGAGAUAACGUCUGUUGUCAUGGUAAAUGGGCCUCUAUCAUUCUCAGAAACUCUUCUUGAUGCGAGAUCCUUGCUCUAAGACAGUUUGAGAGAUCACAAGCUUCUGAUGGAACUCUGGAUCACGAAGCUCAGGAUCCCAUGAUGUUUUUUUUCCAAUCUAAAAAAGGAUAGAAAACAACUGUCAUAUUAAAGAGAAAUAAAUGACAGCAGAAAAAUAUCUAAGUGAAUUUAUUCAGAUGGUGAGUGCAUUUUUUUCUCCCCAUUUCACUUUUUAAAGAAAUAAAUGUGUGGAAAAUUAUAAUUUGGUUUCAUCUCUUUGGUCUCGGUUGCAAGAAGUAUUAAUUGUAACCCCAAAAAUAUUGAUUUCUUGAAUUGAUGCAUAUAAAUAACAUUAUUGUCUGUAGAAAGGGUCUUGUAACUGCAUUCCCUAUUCUCACAGUCACAGUCGUAUAAAAAUAUCAAGAUCUUUGCUAUUUCUUCAACUUCAGGUUUUAACUUCUAUCGUGUUGUUUUCACCACCGCACUCCUUUUGGGUUUUAUUUGACACAAACGGCCUUUACACGUUUCUGUAGUUCUGUCAUAUACAAAAAAGAUGAGUCUUGCCUAUUUAUUUGUUACAACACCUUUGGUUACUUUCCAGUUUGCACACAUUUUGUAUUUUGUUUAUCUUUAAAUGUUACCAUUUGAUUGGGUUUGUAGGAAAUGGAUGAUGAAUCCUGGCUGACAAUAUUUGGCGCAUGUCUGUUGCUCUAGAAAGGAGAUAAAAAAAAAUGCUAAUAAGAUGUGUGUCAUGCAUAUGUCAAAUCAAUAGGAGGAUUGAAAAGCUUUGUUUAAUUGUGCUUAAAAAGAUAUGGUCCAAAUUUGAGUUGGUGAUAAUCUAUACUCUGUAAGAAUGGACUGUUGUGUAUUCUUUUAUGAAUCACAAAUUAUGGUGUUUUGCACUUCUUCUCUAAUCUCAAGAAAUACAAAUGUAGUUGGAUUUUGUGAUCAGAGACCUAACAAGUUAUAAUUGGCAUUAUUCAAUGUAUCGCAUUCUAAUGUUUACGUUCCUACAUAUCAUUCUUAUGUGUGUGCUUCGCCUGUUUUGUUCAUUUGUUUUAUAUGGUAGUAUAGCAAGUGGGGUUUUAAAUUUGAUAAAUUCCCAAUGAAAUGGUAAUGCCAUAUUAAUUCAACCUUGUGUGUAGUGGCUGGUGGCCGCUUUUCACCGGGAGCGGCGCUAGUGAGCUUUGGAAGCGGUUCUUCUACCUUUCUAAAGGAAGAGUAACAAACCAAUGCAGCGUUUGUGAUUUUCGGAAAUAAAUAUUCUCCAAAAA